Mustela erminea (ermine) is the source of this 1019-nucleotide messenger RNA. RefSeq names its product small integral membrane protein 24-like. Bases 4 to 927 code for a protein of 307 amino acids. The transcript is spliced from 2 exons. The record is from RefSeq and is a predicted model, not a curated record. Lineage: Eukaryota; Metazoa; Chordata; Mammalia; Carnivora; Mustelidae.
CUAAUGGGGUGGCAUCCCCAGAACCCGCUGGCUACAGGCGAGGACAGACAGACAAGGAUGGACAGAUUCCGGGUGACCGCUGGCCCCGUCUCCCUUCUGGCGGCUCUGGUCCUGCAGCCGGUUCAGGCCCAACCCUGCUUUGCCCAGAGGAAGCCGUGGCUGGUGGGGCUGGGGGCCAUGUUGGCCGCCCUCUUCCUCCUCUUCAUCCUCACAGUGGUCUACGCCAUCUGGUGCAGCCAGUCCCGUGACAGGUGGGCCCUGCUCCUGCCCUGCUCCCGCCUGGGUCCCUCCCCUGUGGAACCUGAGGGCUCAGAGCCCCUUCCCUCCAGAGCGUCCCAGGAGGCAGGGCAGGGCCCCGGGGCGGGGGGAUUCUUUGAUUCAGAACCCAGGGGGCCUCAUCGAACCUCACUGUCUUCCCUCCGGACUCUCUGCCUGAAAAGCAAGGGGGCUUCCCUGAGUCCCCAGGGCUCACGUGUGCGUCAGAUGGGAUCCCUAAGGUCCUCAUCACCUCCCUUCAAACCCCACGCAUUUAUCCGUCCCUCCGUCCGGUCCUGUGUGUGUGUCCAUCCCGCUGUCUGCACCUCCGUCCACCUUCCCACCCACCCUGCAUCCGCACGUCCAUCUGUCCAUCCGUCCACCCAUCCACUCAUUCGCCUAGCCGCCCACGGAUCGGCCUGUCUCCCUGGCUCUCUGCCAGUUCCCUCACCCACGGUCCUGAGACCCAGGAGGCCGGGGCAGCCGGAUGUGAAGAGCCAGGUUCGGGCUCCCGGAGCUCCCGCGUGGGCUCCUGAGCGUGCUUCUUGUUCAAACAGCACCGGUGCCCUAACCUUUCUGAGCUCAGCUCAGCUUCUGCACGGUGGGAGCCACCGGAGUGCAGGCUCAGAGGUUCAGGGGGGAUCGCGAGGCCUGGACACGAGAUUCUUAUGACGUGGGGUUUUCUGGAACCUUGCUUCCGCAGCAAGAAAGAGAAGGAAGAGGGGACUGCGAGAGAAGAGGGGAAAGAAGCCGAGGGCAACCGG